This is a messenger RNA of Anastrepha ludens (Mexican fruit fly), 3764 nucleotides long. Its product is annotated as protein rhomboid. Gene Ontology annotation, cellular component: membrane. The transcript has 4 exons. Bases 1304 to 2608 code for a protein of 434 amino acids. Gene Ontology annotation, molecular function: serine-type endopeptidase activity. The record is from RefSeq and is a predicted model, not a curated record. Lineage: Eukaryota; Metazoa; Arthropoda; Insecta; Diptera; Tephritidae.
CGAAAUUCACAAACAGUUGCGUGCGGAACGUGAACAAGUUUACGUGUUGUGUUAUUUGAAAUAGAAGUUUGGUUGUGAUGUAGUGUAACCAAUAAAAAGUUCUCACAUUUAUUUGAGAAAACUCGGCGAACGGAAAUUUCAAAAUAAACGCAAAUAGCGCACGGAAUAACGUAAAUUGAAAUAAAAAAAAUUAUAUUUAAGAAAUAAUUCACUCAAACGCACAAUAACAUUUAUUCAACGAUUUCCCUUUCACUACGCCUACGAAAAUCAUAAAAACAUACACAUACAAAUAAAAAUCUCGUUCAAAGAAAUAUAUCAAAUCAGAAUUUAAAAAUAACAAAAUUAAUGACAAAACCGCGUGAAUAAAUACAUUUGUGUUUAUAUGUAUCUAUGCAUGUGUGUAAUGCAAAUAAACUAACUGAAAACUUAGCAAAAAGUAGGAAAAAGCAAAUGAAUUCUGUAAGCAAAUGAAAAAGCGAACAAACUCACAAAACAGCAAGAGCAACAACAACGACACACAAGCAUGUGCAUAAUAAAUUUGUUGCACAAAAAACAAAUCGAAAAAUAAAAUUUAGUGAAUGCUUUUACUGCCGUUUUUUCUCCUCUUCUACUUGGAGUGUGUAUUGUGCGCAAGGUGAGGCAGUGGUGGUGCAUUCAAUACUUAAUUACACGGGAACAACACGAACAACAAAAACGCCAAAGGACUUGUGCAUUUUGUAGCAAGCAAACACAAGAAAAAAUAAACAAUAGCAACUACCAACAAAGCAAGUGUGAAUAAAAAACAAAAGGGGGCAUAAAAAACCUCAAAUUGAGAAAUUAAAAAACAACAGCUUCCGAUAAAAAACAAACUGUAAGGAACCAAUAAAAAUCACAACAGCCGCAAUAAACAAAAAUAAAUAAAACGUCUAAAUAAUAAAUAAGUAGGUUUGUGAAUAAGAAGUUGCAAUUAGAACAACAAUAACAGCACAAUAACAACACAAUUGGAUUAAAACGAAAAUAAGGAAGCAGAUAAUUUCAUAUAAAGAAUAGUUGCACUAAAAACAGAAAAGAUGCAAGCGCCGCGCGGAUCAACGACUGGUAGGUAAACAAAACUCCUGCACAAGACAACAGGAGAAAGAGAAAAGUUAGAUUUUUAUAAAGACAAAAAAAAAUCAAACCGCUAGUCAAAAGUGACGCUAACAACACCUGAAAAAUUUUGAAAAAGAGACAGUAAAAAUUUUCUCUUUCAACACUAUCAACAAAGUGAGAAGGAAGAAAAAAGACUAUAAGCACACAAAACAAAUAAAUAUAAAACUAGGCAAAAAUGGAGCAAUUCGCAGCACAAAUAUGGCAACAGCAGCAGCAACAACAGCAAGAACAAUAUAAGCAUCAACAGCAGUCCACUGAUGAGGUCGAACACCACGAGAUGCAACAACAAUCUGCUACCACUGUUGUUGUUGUCGACGAACCACCAACCAUUGAAGCGACCAUCAUUGACAUUCCACUGCCGGCAGCGACGUCAUUAUCCUGCUCCACAGCAAUACACACACCCACCACAGCCACAGACGCAGUCCCACCAUUGAUAUCUUCGUCAUUGUCGUGCUCCUCCUCCUCCUACGACACUGAUAGCAGUACAACGGGUAGCACUUGCUGCACGCGGCACGGCGAACACAUUUAUAUGGAGAAGGCUCAACAUAAACUGCAACAACAACAACAGCAGGAGCAACAAAAACACCUGCAACAACAGAAACAAAAGUAUGCUUGCAAUGCGGAUACGGAAGAGGAGUAUUUGAAGAGUGAUUUGCGUCUGCAUUGGCCAUUCUUCAUGCUAGUGAUCUCGAUCAUUGAGAUCGCAAUUUUCGCCUACGAUUCGGCAACCGUACCGGGCACGGCGACAACGCAACAACUUCUCCCUCACAUGCCCAUCGCCUCCGAUUCGGUAUUCAUCUAUCGACCCGAUCGCCGAUUGCAGGUGUGGCGCUUCCUCUCCUAUAUGUUUCUACAUGCCAAUUGGUUUCAUUUGGGCUUCAAUGUGGUCAUUCAACUCUUUUACGGCAUCCCGCUGGAAGUGAUGCACGGUUCGGCGCGUGUGGCGAUCAUUUACUGUGCGGGCGUCUUUGCCGGUUCGCUUGGCACCAGCGUUGUCGACUCGGAGGUGUAUUUGGUGGGCGCUAGCGGUGGCGUCUAUGCGAUGCUUGCUGCACACUUGGCCAACAUCACACUCAAUUACAGGCAGAUGCGUUAUGCGGUGGCGCAAUUGUUAUCGGUGCUGAUAUUUGUAUCUUGCGAUCUGGGAUAUGCAUUAUAUUCACAAUAUCUGGACGCUGAUGCGAUGACGAAACCAGCUCACGUCGAUCGCUCGUGGCUCAAUCUUGAUCCACCGCCAGUUUCAUAUGUUGCCCAUAUGACUGGUGCGCUAGCGGGGUUCACCAUCGGCUUGCUGGUGCUGAAGAAUUUCGAGCAUCGCGCCUAUGAGAAUCUGAUUUGGUGGCUGGCAUUGGGCGUCUACAGUGCCUUCACCGUCUUCGCCAUUGUCUUCAAUUUGAUCAACACGAUGACCGGUCAGCUAGUGGAGGAGCGCAGCGAAGUUGUGGCACAGCAGUUGUUGUACGAUUUGGGUGUGUCGUAAAUAGUGUGUUUGCGAAGAAAAAAUUAGACGAAAAAAAUGCUAAAAUAAAUACGUGAAACAAAGUUUGAGAAAAUAAUGUUCGAAAAAAACCUAUAUGCUUUGAAAAGCAUUAGCAGAAAAAGAAGAAGAAAACAAUUAUUAAAGUACGCUCGAAUUUAGUGCCGCGCGUGAAUUAACUAAUAAAUAACCAAAAAAUAGUAUAAACUCAGCAGACGUCAAAUUCUUCUAUUAAAGUUUCAGUUAUCAGAUUUUUGUUAUACUUCUUUUUGUUACUAUUUACCUUAACGUAUUUAAAAUGCAUGUAAAUACUUUCAACAGCUCUUGUUUCAUUUAUUUUCUUUUGUUUUUCAUAUUUAUUUUGCAUCGAACGCAAAUAAAACCCCAAAUCGUAUAAAUAAAUGUUGUGAUAAUACCAAAGACUGAAUUAAUUUUGAAAAUAAAAGAUUUAAAUACACACACACACACACAAGUUCAUUCAAGCACGCUUGAAUGAAAUUUAGUUAUAGCAUUAAGAAGUGAAUACAAAUUUAUUUAUUUAAUUACAUUAAAUUUUUUUUAAUAAAAUUUUAGACAUCAGUGCACAUUCGGGUCACACACACACAUACAACCAAAUAAUAAAAAUUCGGUUAGGUGCAUUCUAGUGCAUUUGUAAAUACAUACGAAUAGAAGCCCUUUAGGCUUUUCAAAUAAUAAAAAAACAAAAAAUAGCUUUGUUUGUAUAUAUGUACGUAUAUUUGAAAAAAAGGAACAUCCUCUCCCCCGCAAGCAAAUAUAUUUAAUGUAAAUUAAAGUGUACAAUAGUCGCUAAAAAUCGCAUUUUCACAAAAUAACACACUAGUCAAACAACCAACAACAAAUACAAGCAUGCAGUCGACAAACGACAGCCGAAAGAAUGAAAGCCAAGCGCAAAAGUGUAACGCAUAGAUAACUCAAUAGUGCGUCCUAUGUUGCAUAUGUACAGUCAGAUAAAAUUGCUGAUAAGUGAAAAUUUACAAAAUUUCAAAUAGUUAUUUAAAAAAAUUCAAAAUUAUGGAUAAUUAGAAAUAAUUAUUUUGUUUAGUUUUAAAUUAAUUUAAUCGUUUAACACAAAUGCACAGACCAUUGAAAAUGGCAGAAAAUUAAAAAAAUACUCUGAGUUUUGUUUUUCAAUUUUGCG